AGGUCUUGGUCUCUAGUGAAUUUGUUGUGAUUAAUUCGUUUGAAGUGUAGUGAUUUCAAAAUGGAUAGUAUGGACAUCGAUGAUGAUGUCCUUUCUGAAAACAAUGUCCAAUCUGGCGACAACCAAAGUGUUGCGAAUGACACAUCAGACAAGUCUGGGAAAACGGUUAAUUUAAAAAUUUAUUUCAUUCAUAGUUUUAGAGUACCAUGCUUACUUAAAGGAGUAUACACCGACUGUGAAAAUAUCCUGAAAGAGUUUCUGCUACUUCAAACCAGUACGUUCGAAGAUUUUGGAAAAAUAUGGAAAGAGAAAAAGUUUACUGAAAUUUAUACUGGCAAAGACACAUUUGCAGAAUUGUUGGAAUUCUCUGAAGAAGUAUUGACUAUUGCAAAAUCUUUCAUCCUGCCCCCACACAGCCAAAUAAAGAGGAUUGGUGCUUUGUAUUUGAUGUAUGGAUUAUAUACCCAGCAGCCGUUGAGGGGUUCAGUCAAAUACAGAGUAACUCCUCAAGAAUGGAGUGUUAUUCUAAAAUUUGUGGAAAAUCUUAAAAUGCAUGGAUUUAUUGAUGCUAAUUAUAUAUUUCACAAAUUGAGUUAUGAGGGAGCAUUUCUCACUGUUGCAAAUGCUCGAGAGUAUGGAUUGGAGAGAAACUAUCGGAAAUACUUAAUGCCUUGGCCUGCACGUGACCAAGAACAUUUACCUGAAGCAACCUACUCGUUAGAAACACUGAUGGGACGCGUCUACCGAGGGAGUCUGAAGGCCGCUGCAGAGAAAUGCCGCAGCAAGUACAACAACAUCAAAGUCUUGCUGGAAGCUACCCAUGGUUCCAAAUUUCAACAUGUUCAUGGAGCUGAUGUGGAAUUAGAUAAGGCCAUCCAAGAAAACUUGGAAGGAUCAAUCAACCCAGUUGAUUCUCUUGGUAUUACAAGAAUUUCAGUUGGACAUGGAAGGAAACAGAUAAAAGAUAAAGCUUUUGCAAUGCCAGCUCAACACCAAAGUGCUCAGUCUUCUCAAAGGAAAGAUAUUGAGAUUGCUUCUUCAUCUCAAUCUGGUUCUGCAAUUAAUUCUGAACCAAAUAUAAUUGAUCUAGAACCAGAACAAAUUGAGUCAGAAUCAGAUGACAGUGACUUCCAAUACAUUGUCAGACCACCCUCUAAGAGAAAUAGUAGAAAGCAAAAGCAAAGAAAAAUAGAAUUAUCGAAAAAAAGAUCAGAAGAUAGUACAGUUACCAAAAAAACUCGUAAUCGUUCCACUCGUAAAUUUGUCUUUGAAGAAGUAACAGGUGUAAAGCCUACUGCUGCAGCUCUUCAGUCAAAUGCAGUUCCUAAAGUGAAAGCAGGAAGAAAGAAGGGGAGUAAGAUCAGAACUGUUGCUGUUGAUUCUGAAAAUGAAAAUACUUCUCUGGAUGAAUCCCAGCUGAUUGUUGAUGUUCCAGUGAAAAAUGUGAAGAAAACAUGUUCACGUCAAUCCAGCCAAGCAAGUAAAAGCCUUCCUGAUAUUGAAACAGGUGAAGGUGCGUCUUCCUCAUCCACUGUUCGCAGGUCGUUGCGUGCUCCCAAAAGGAAGAAAGCAUUCUCUUUCCCAGAGGAUGAAUAGGGAAAGCUUUCCAUCCAUGCUGCUUUUGAGAUGCAUGGCAUGGAUAUUUAUGUUAGGUUCAUUACUAUAUUUGACACAUUUGUCACUGUGAUUUUUAUUUUUCUACAUUUUUUUACCUUAUGUGAUAAAGAAAUACCCAUAGCAUUAA
This is a messenger RNA of Frankliniella occidentalis (western flower thrips), 1744 nucleotides long. Its product is annotated as snRNA-activating protein complex subunit 1-like. The transcript is spliced from 6 exons. Gene Ontology annotation, molecular function: sequence-specific DNA binding. Lineage: Eukaryota; Metazoa; Arthropoda; Insecta; Thysanoptera; Thripidae. Gene Ontology annotation, cellular component: snRNA-activating protein complex. The coding region runs from base 61 to 1596 and encodes 511 amino acids. The record is from RefSeq and is a predicted model, not a curated record. Gene Ontology annotation, biological process: snRNA transcription by RNA polymerase III; snRNA transcription by RNA polymerase II.